UUGAUAUUUUCCUUCUUUUUUCGUCAUGUACCGACUCACAUGUAUUUGAGAACGAGAAACGAUCACGAAAGAAACCACGAGAAAUAUGGUGGUUACAAGAGGACUUUAGAUUGGUGUUCUUUUGUUCUUAUAAUUCAUGUGAAUAGUAACAAAUGUUGAAGAUUUCUUGUGUAUAAAUUAUUGCAAACUCAGGACGAUUCCUUGGAAAUGUCUUCAAUGCAUUUUGUGGUUCAACCCUUACCUGGAACAGAAGAUCAAUUGAUAGAUAGACUCAAGGAAGUAGCAGAACGUUGGAAUAGAUAUGGGACUGGAGCUGGAUCAUCAGCACUCAGUUCCUUGAGAGGAGUGCGUGCUGUAGCAGCAGGUCCAGCUCAUAUAGCUUGCCUACUUGAAGAUGGAACAAUAUGUCGAGCUGCAUUUUCCAUCAUUCCGGAUCGAUUGGAUCUGAGCAAGGCAGAUGCAAGUAAAAAUGGCGGUAAUGGUGGAGGUGGAAGUGGUGGCGGCGGAACUGGAGGAGGAAAGCAAGGGGGCAGUGGAGGAGGUUGUGGCUCUAGGCAACAGCCUCGGACAAGAGCCCGUAUUAUGAGAAAUUCAAUUCGCGCUGCACCUAGUUCUCAAGGGUCUACAAGCCGUGCGACUGGAGUUAUUAUUGGAGCAUCAAGUUCAGGGCGAGUGGUCUCUGUGCCAGCCCCAUUUGUUCCAGAGGAUCUCGUCACACAGGCUCAAGUUGUCCUACAAGGGAAAAGUAGGAGCCUUAUUAUCAGAGAACUACAGCGCACAAAUCUGGACGUAAACCUGGCGGUCAACAACUUGCUAUCUCGAGAUGACGAAGAAGGGGAAGAGCCUGAGGGUGGCGAGGGCGGCGAUGGUUACGUGCCUGAGGACCUCAUCUCACUACUCGACGGCGGCUUCCACGCAGCGCAGCAGGACCAGUCCGUCAUCAUUGACGCAGACAUGUUCUCUGAGGACAUCUUCGGGUACGCGGCUAUCAGAAGUCGCAGUGGAGGUGGUGGCAGCAGUAGCGGCGGCCGCGGAGGCGCCAGUCGCGAGAGCAGCAGCUCUACUCAGGAGCGUCCAUCGGAAUUCAGCAGGUGGCGCGAGCGGCAAUAUUUUGGUCCUCGCAGGUGGCUCGAGUCGGCACUCCGUGAUACUUCUUGGGAUAAAGAUGGAGGUGAAAAUAAGAAAAAGGAUUCUGCAAUGGCAGCAUCGCCACUUUGGGUUUCUGAAGAACUGGAGUACUGGGAAAGCAACAUACGCUUCACACAUAUUGCAGCUACUUACAGUGAGCUUGUUGCUGUCUCUACACAUGGUCAGCUGCAUCAGUGGCGUUGGGCUGACGCUCAUCCCUAUCAGCGUAAUGAUGCAGGUGCGAUUAGUGCAUUUCACCCACGCUCCAGCUGGCUAGGUCUGUUGCCUGGAGAGCGCAUCACGCACAUCAGCGCAGCUGGAAUACGGGUCUCUGUGCUCACAGAUACUGGCAGGGUGGCUACUUUCCUCGAUGAGUCCAUUGCCCAUGCUCCCGGGGCAUCACGACUGGAACAUCCCCUACAAACAUUCACGGAAUUUGGAUCUGACAAAACGAUAUCGCUUCAUGUAUGCUCUUUGUACACUGUCGCGAGACUGGAAUCUGGAGCACUUUAUUGGUGGGGUGUACUCCCAUUGGGUCAACGUGCCCGUCUAUGGGAGAAACAUCGCGCCCGCUCUCGCAAGCAGCAGCGCGGUCACUCGUCGACGACACCGCAGGAUCUGCAGGCCGGACAGAACGUCACUAUGAAGAAUGCUCCGAUGUAUCAACCAGGAGCCAUUGGUUUUAACAUGUCCACCGGCGUACCGAAAGUAGGCGUGCUGCAGAAUGCUGCAUGGAAUUUGUCAGACAUGUGUCGCUUUAAACUUCUGCCACCACCGCAGCCUGAUCGGUCUGUUUCAGACAAGGACAAGAGAGACUUACAGAAUCAAUCUCCAUUAACAGUGUCUUCAGUAAAGGCGUCAUCAUCUAGCGGAAGCGGCAAGGAAGCUGGGAAGGAUAGCAACAAAGACAUGGCUGAUCGACUCGACAUGCCCCCGCCGCCCAGCCCUGCCUCGUCUACUUGCAGCGAUACUAGCACCUCUCACAAACGUGCAAAACGUGUGACUGUUCGUGGCGAAGAAGGCUCAUCCAACGAUGGCUCCAAACGGGACGAAGAGGAGUGGCCGCUCAAAGAAGUAGUUUUCCUGGAGGAUGUCAAAAGUGUGCCACUAGGCCGCGUGUUGAAAGUUGACGGCGCUUAUGCAGCUGUGCGAUUUCCUACUAUUGGAAAAGAUGGCAAAGAAAUAGUUCCUUCUACACCAGAUGAUUGGACUACGUUAUUGCAAGAUUGUCGACUAGUACGCAAGGAUGAUUUGAUCGCAGUUAAGUGGGGCGCAGGUGGGGCCGCUGGUCCGCGAGGACCGGAUUGCCUACAACGCUCACCAAGGAAAAUCGCACUGCCCCCUGACGUGCAGGUCAUCACCAUUGCUGUGGACAGUCGAGGAGUGCACGCGGUGGUUCGGCGGCCGGGAGGUGCGCUCGCUUAUGCUGUGUAUGCUGUGGGCACUACGCGAGCUCUAACCGACAGCACGUUUCCGACUGAUAACAAUGCAAUGCUUGGCUACUCAAAUGGGCAGGCGAUACAGUUAGCGACGGCCGCCGAGGGUAGCGAGCCGGUGGUGGUGAUGGUGGACGGCAAUGGCGCGCUGUACCCGGUGUCGCGCGACUGCGUGGGCAUGGUGCGCGAGCCGCCGCCGCUCAACCUGCCGCCGGCGCGCGCGCUGGCCGCGCACGCGCUGCCGCUGCACCCGCACUCGCACGCGCACUCCGCGCACGCCGCGCACUCGCACAGCGCGCUCAAGUCGCAGGUGGCGCUCAUUAUAUUGGUCCCGGAACCUCAACUUAUGAUGCCGCGAGUACUACGCUGCGACCUGGAAGGCGUGCGUCAACUGUUACACCAGCUGGAGUCCGACGUCAGCAAACAACAACAGAUUCUGUCGAUACUUCAAGAGCGUUGUGAUGGCAAUAGGAACAUAUUGCAUGCUUGUGUGCAUAUGUGUGCACCAACAUCCAAUAAGGAACCUGACAUAGUGGAAAAUCCUUCAAUGCCGAAUUUAGCAGGCAGUACGGGCGGUAGCGGCGCCAGCUCCGAGGAGACGGUGCCUGCAUUAGCAUGGCCACCUGAGUCCUUCGAAGCAUCUGGGGAUGAAGAUAGUUUGAUGGGACUUACAAAUAAUGGCAAAGUGAGCGGCAGUAACAACGGCGGCGGUGCAGUGAGUGCCGAUCCUGCUGAGCGACGCGGCAAUGCGCUAGCAGCCCUACGUGCACUCUGUGAAAGUACCGUGCUACAACCCUACAUGAUGCAACUGCUUACUUCUAAGGAUGGUAUGGGACAAACGCCUUUGAUGGCGGCGGUAUCAGAGCGCGCAUACCGUGCAGCUUUGGUCCUUCUGGACGCGAUCCGCGCUUGCCCUGACGUAGACGAAACCCAACGAUCGGUGGCCAUCUUCCCACCUAACGCCCACCCUGACCACUCACCAUUGUUUGUGUUAUGCUGCAAUGACACAUGCAGCUUUACUUGGACUGGACAAGAACACAUUAACCAGGACAUAUUUGAAUGUAAGACUUGUGGACUUACUGGAUCUCUGUGUUGCUGCACUGAAUGCGCGAAGGUUUGCCACAAAGGUCACGAUUGUAAACAGAAACAGACAUCGCCCACUGCGUAUUGCGAUUGUUGGGAAAAGUGUCGCUGCAAGGCACUGGUUGGCGGUAAUGGAGCCGCGCGAUUCGAUCUACUCGCUAGGCUCGCUAGAGAUACUCAACUUGCGACACAUUUCAAUUCGAGAGGGGAGUCCAUCCUGCUGUUCCUGGUACAGACAGUGGGUCGACAGGCAGUGGAGCAGCGUCAGUUCCGCGCUGGCGGUGGCCGGGGCCGCGGACCACGUAAGCAGCCCGGUUCUGACGCCGAGGUGGAUGCUCCCGAUCACGAUCUCGAACCGCCGCGAUUCGCAAGACGAGCGCUCAUGCAUUUGCUGGGCGACUGGUCUUCGGUGGAGGCAGCGGUGAUGUGUGGCGCAAGUGGUGGAGAAACAGAGACGCGGCCCGGCAGUCCGCCGCCGCACCAGUCCGGCACCACGCUCCUAGACAAGUUUACGCAUGCGCUUAUCGUUAAGUGCACCAACGAGACUCUAGAUAUAUUACUGAACACCCUGAAUCAAGAACAACAGAAUGACUCAAUACCGGGACGGGCGGAGCGCGCUCGCGAGGUGGCGCGUCGAUUCGUGAGAUCUGUUGUUAGGAUAUACGUUAUAUUCAGUGUUGAAAUGGCCCCGGGCGCUGCUAAGAAGAAAGGACCAUUGACUAUAACUUCAUCACUCGUCCGCUGUCGACGAGCAUUCGCUGCACUCGUGACCCUCGCAGUGGAGGAACUAGUGGAGGCGGCAGACGCUCUCUUGGCCCCGGUGAGGCUCGGCGUCGUUCGCCCUACCGCACCAUUUCCUCUCGCCACUACUUACGGUGAACUCGUCACUGGCAGUGAAGAUUUAUUUGGAGUGGAGCCACUUUCCACUGGACAUUCACGGCUUGCGCAUACACGCAGGGAGUCUAAUGCAAACGGAGGGCGUGGUGCCGCGGCAGGCGGCACAUCGAUGGGUAGUUCAACAUUAGUUCCGGACAGGUCUUCGACCCCCGUCGCGACAGAGUAUGCAGAUGAUGUUGCUGGUGAAGCCUUAGGAGGGGAUGACGACGCCUCAGAGACCGAUGAGCCAAACGUUCCAGCCCCUGUUCCACCAGCUGACGCUCAGCAUCAUGAUGAUGUUAUAAGCGACAGAGCUCAAGAACAGCAUGUGGUGGUAGAAAACGGUACAGAACGUGCAGAAGGCGGCGAAAGUGAAAGUGAAUUGGAUUUACUAGCAGAAGUCGAGACUGAAAGUGAUUCUGAUGAUCAAGACAAUGCUGAGUCUGCACAGCGUAGUGUACAAACUGGGGCUACUCAAGGUUCUGAUGCUGGCAUAGCGUCGCUGUUGCUAUACCCGGAAGACGAAAGCGGCGACUCUACGCAGCCGGAGGACGAGGACUCUGAAGCUGGCGAGACGGACGAGCAGGAUGGUGAGGCCGAGCCGCCACUACACGACGGCGAACCGCUAGAGAGACGCACCGCACCGCCGUCACGUCCUAACCUCGCGCCCCACUCUAUGCAGUGGGCUAUACGCAACCGGGAGCCGAGCCGCGGCGCGAGUAGCAGCGCGAGCGGUGUUCGCCUGUCGGGCGGCUCUUCGCUUGUAUUCAUCGAUCCCGCCACGUUGCGCCGCUCGGCCGCCGCCGCUGCUGCCGGCGCCCACGACCCACACUCCACCUCCACGACCGCUUCUUGUUUGGCGAGAGCCUUUGGUAUUGUCAUUCGUCAAAUAGCUGAUCUCAUAUGGGAGUUCGAGCGUUUGACUCUGCCCUUACCGCGUGUUGAGAGACUGUCGUACAGGGAGGCGCUGCGUUUGCAAUGUUAUCUCGAGAGACAACUGAAGCCUACUUGGGACUGGCUUGUCACUGUUAUGGACGCGACAGAGGCACAACUGAGAUUUGGCGCCUCUCUGACUUCAAACAAUGCGGGAAAUGCAAGCACGGACAGCAGUCGCGCUAGUGUUCCCGCUGCCAGACGCACUACGUCCUUCACUUCGCCUGCAACUCGUAUUAUCGGUUUUUCAGAAGGACCUAGGUCGAGAGAUCGCGAACAAGGCGUGGAGGCGGGCAGCGCCCGGCGCGAGUUCCUGGCGUACUGCCUGUCGCUGCUGCGCGCGCACAGCGCCGAGCACGCGGAGCAGCUGCCGGUGCUGGACGUGGCCGCGCUCAAGCACGUCGCUUACGUGCUCGACGCGCUCGUCUACUACAUGCGCGCCGCGCAGCCGCAGCCGCACCACCACCACCACCACCUCUGGCCAUCGGACGAAAAUGAAAAUGAAGAGGGUGAUGAAGAAAUGGUAGUAGGUGGAGGAGCCGCCGUGGAAUCGGACAACGAGGGUGAUGGCGCUCGCGGUCGAGCUCAUGCAUUUUUCCAAAGAUCUGACUCUACACUGUGUUUAGGAUGCCCACCACCAGACCCAUUUAACAUGACAAUGCAAGAGGCCUUGCCGCUAGCGGAUCAACCUCAACUGCUGCAACCCAACGCGCGGCGCGAGGAACUAUUCGGCAUGCCGCGCCAACCUGUUACCGUGCCCGCCUCUGGGGAUGCUCCGCCCGGCGUCAAUAACCCGCUUGAAGUGGUGCCACGGCGGUUGGGCUUAUCGACCCGCAGCACUGAGCGCGGGUGGUCACCGCCUGCUCGGCCCGCUUCUGCGCCGCCAGCACACUCACACACACUGACCAGGGACGAGCCACAGGAUCUUUCAUGCACAAAGGAUACGACAACAAAAAUGGACAUAGACACAGAUGGAGAAUAUUUAUCUGAUUCAGACUCGAAUGAAGCUCGGCAGAUAUCACGGAAAAAGCAUCACAGACAUCCACACUCGGUGACAAUGUCAGCUGGCAACAGUUCUCUGCAGGAUUUGAACCAGCAACCCUCGGAGUUUCAUACGCUCGUCAAUACCGCGUGCUCUAUUAUUGAAGCGCCGCACCAGCAGACUUUAGCUACGCCUUCUCCAGGUCCCAGCAGUAGCGCUGUGGCGGAGCCUCGUGCUUCGUCCUCGCGCAGUCCUGGCAAGAGCGUUAUUGUACGUGCUGGUGAAUUAUUGAGCGCGGCCGACCCUCUUGAAUCACAAGAAAUAUCUGCACACGUUACUGUCGAGACUACAGGCUUACCUCCGCCACCACUUCUGCCGCCGCUGACACCAUCAGUACAACCGCGUACAUGCCCAUCGCUGGGUGCAUCUGUGUCUCACGAUUUGCUAUUGGGCCGCUGGCGAUUGUCGCUCGAUCUGUUUGGUCGAGUGUUCACCGAGGAUGUCGGACUAGAGCCCGGCUCAGUCGUCGCCGAGCUUGGCGGUUUCCCUGUCAAGGAAGUGAAGUUCCGCCGAGAUAUGGAGAAGUUGAGAAAUGCACAGCAAAGAGACUUAACCUUGCACAAGAUGGAACGCGAUCGCGCCAAAUUGCUGCAACAAACAUUCGCGGAGCUGAAUAGCGCGUUCGCUGGACAAAACCGGCGCGCGCAUAGCGGACACCCGCCGCUCGCCGUCAACCGCGUCAAAGUCACUUUCCGCGACGAGCCCGGCGAGGGGAGCGGAGUCGCACGCUCCUUCUACACCAGCGUCGCUGAGGCCUUACUUGCUAAUGAAAAACUACCACCGUUGGAGCCGACAACGGGUAGUGGUUUGCUACCACCAAGCAGCAGCACAAAUGGCACUUCUGGCUCUACCGCCUCGGGAGCCAACACUGGUGGAAGUGCUAGCGGCAACAAUGGAACUCGGAGCGGCGCGGGGCGAGCGCGAUCGAAAGAAGCAGCGAGACGAGCGCCGGGUCGGCCGGCACCGCGGCCGCCCGCAGCACGCGAACCGCGCCGGCUGCUCAGCGUUGACGCCAGGCCCUACUCACCACAGGCCGCACCCGGUACCGAAGGCGCAGGAUACAGCGGAGAUCGACCGGGAGGAGGACAUAACGAACAUCUCACGCUUCAUCAAGCUCAGCUCGGUGAACGAUUAUAUCCUAAGGUUCAUUCACUUCAUCCAACUUUCGCCGGUAAAAUAACCGGUAUGUUGCUAGAAUUGACACCGGCGCAGCUGCUAGUACUGCUCGCUAGUGAAGAUGCGCUACGGCAAAAAGUGCGCGAAGCGAUGGAUCUCAUUGUUAUGCAUCCUUCUGAGGCAAUACUUGAUUUGGAUGUGUUUUCGCUAUCGGAGCGCGGUCGCGGUGGGGCUGGAAGCGCGGGCGCUGGAGGCGGCGGCGGCGGCAGUGGCGGCGGAGCGGCAGGAGCAGGGCCUUCCACGCCAGCGACGGCCGCCGACGACGCGGCGCCGCUGUUCUACUCGCCCGGCAAGCGCGGCUACUACUCACCGCGACAGGGACGCGCUACGCCCGAGCGGAUCAAUGCUUUCAGAAACGUUGGCAGAAUAAUUGGGCUGUGUUUACUACAAAACGAAUUGUGUCCGAUGUUCUUGAAUCGACAUGUACUGAAGUAUGUCCUAGGCCGACCAGUGCGGUUCCAUGACUUAGCAUUUUUCGAUCCUGUUGUCUACGAAAGUCUCAGACAGCUCGUGGUUGAUGCAGAGACAGGCGACUCCCAUUCACUCUUUGCAGCUCUUGAUCUCAACUUUAGCUUGGAAAUGUGCGAAGAGGAAGGAGGUGGUUGCGUGGAACUGGUGCCUGGAGGACGAGAACUAGAAGUGACAGCACUGAAUGUGUAUGACUAUGUUCGCAAGUACGCACAGCACCGGAUGCUGCUCUCGCAAGAGAAAGCACUUGAGGCAAUGCGCGUAGGCGUACUCGACGUGUUACCAGAGUCGGCGCUGGAGGGUUUGACUGCAGAGGACUUGCGUCUUCUUUUGAAUGGUGUGGGCGAUAUAAACGUAGCAGCACUCGUCUCCUAUACGAGUUUUAACGACGAGAGCGGCGAGCCGCCGGAACGCCUUGCGCGGUUUAAGCGUUGGCUCUGGGCCAUAGUAGAUAAAAUGACUCAUCUCGAAAGACAAGACUUAGUGUAUUUCUGGACUGGAUCUCCCGCGCUGCCUGCAUCCGAAGAAGGUUUCCAGCCGAUGCCUUCAGUGACAAUUCGACCUGCCGAUGAUGCUCACCUGCCCACCGCCAACACGUGCAUAUCGCGGCUCUAUAUUCCACUCUAUUCGUCGCGGCAUGUGCUUAAGCACAAAUUAUUGCUCGCUAUCAAAACUAAGAACUUCGGCUUCGUCUAAAUACUCGCUGCCAUUGUGUAUAUUCUUUGGUUUUAAACCCAUUCAUGUAAGACUGCUUUUAAAUCUUGUUGAUUUAAUAGGAUCGUAUUUGUUCUGCAACAAUGAUUCAUGAACAUCUUGUGUUGUAAUAAACUUGUAGUACUUAGUACAAACCUACAAAACUGUGUAUGUUUUGUAUUAAAAAUAUUAUAUCAGACUAUACAAAUCAUUGACUAAGCAUGAUUGGGUAUAAUUGACUGAAUAGUUAAUAUUCAAAUAUGCAGUAGUUUUUUUUCUAUUUCUACAAACCGACACGAAGGUCUGCACAAGUACACAGUAGUAGUUGAACUAUUAAAAACAUAGCCCAUAAGUAUUUAAAUGCUAUAUCGAAAACUAAACGUAGCUCACAGGAUUGCUAUUGUACAGCAUUUUUUUUUUAAAUAAAGCCUCACAAAAUUUUCUGUUGAUACUAUGGAAGUAAGGGCCUAAUUUAAUAGAGCAUAUUUGAUUGCCUCCUUGAUUAUUUAUUUUCAUCUUUGCUUAACAGGAGAUAAAGGCAGCGUGAUUUGAAAUAUUCAAGAAUAUCUGUAACUGUUUAUAUAGCUUUGUUAUAUAGUUAAAAUUAUAUAAGAUAAUAGAGUAUAAUGGGGUAUUCUACAGUAACGUUUGAGAGCUUGGGUAGUGGCGUAAGAUCCGAGCAUUGUGGGUUUUGUGAUAUCAGAGGAAGUAUUUAUGCGCCUCAACAUCUACAAUUAAGAUUAUUAUAAUUAGAUUUCUUUUGAUUAGUUAUAUUGAUAUGGUUCAUAAUAAACAAUUCUCAAAAUGCU
Molecule: messenger RNA, 9644 nt
Organism: Galleria mellonella (greater wax moth)
Lineage: Eukaryota; Metazoa; Arthropoda; Insecta; Lepidoptera; Pyralidae
Gene: hyd
Product: E3 ubiquitin-protein ligase UBR5
Exons: 51
Coding region: 208-8838 (2876 amino acids)
Biological process (GO): protein polyubiquitination; regulation of double-strand break repair; DNA damage response
Cellular component (GO): nucleus
Molecular function (GO): zinc ion binding; RNA binding; ubiquitin-protein transferase activity
Source: RefSeq, a predicted model, not a curated record